AUGAACUUCUCGGGGUGCUUCACCCUGCUCGUCCUUGUUCUCUCAGUCGGGCUCCAGCAGACACCUACGAUGGCUCAAUAUACAGGACCAACGUUGGCUUGCGGUGGGACAUCGCUGGUGAAGUCAACCAACCUGGUCGCCCCACAGAACGUGGCGGCGAACGGCAUCAACUGCGUCUACACUAUUCGCGCGCUCAACCUACGCAUCUGCCAGCUACGACUGGACUUCAACUCGUUCAGCCUUGCCCAGCCGACGCUCGACCCGUACCCGAGAUGCAUCAACGAUGUCCUGUCGAUCGAGAACCUGGAUUUCGAUUUAUGCGGCGAAAACACCAACCAGCACGUGUAUGUACCGUUCAAUCCUACCACCGCCGAUCGCACCCUAUCGAUCACGUUCCGCAUCGCAAGCCGCAACCAAAUCCCAACUCUGAGCAAUCCGCACUGGAGCGUCCGUGUGCAGCAGCUCGAAUGUCCGAACGGCAUGGCCCCAGCUUCUGGAGCUUCGCUACGGAACGCCGCGCCCGAAUUGGCACCGUUACCCGUGGCCCGUACCCUUCAUGACGUUGGGCUUCUCGCCCCGACUGGCUGCCUGCAGUACCACACCGAGUCGAGCGGGACGAUCGAGUCGUUCAAUUUCGGCACCGGAACUGGUCCUUACCUGGGAGGCCUCAGCUACGCCAUCUGCUUCCAGCGCAAGAACAACCCAUUGCGGCUGCAGGCGACCCAGUUCGAGAUGGCAGCCAGUGCCGAUCCGACCGUCGGGAAUCCGGGCUUCGACGAGCUGUGCUACUCCAGUGUCCAAGUGGCGGCUCGGUCCGAGGACCAUCUGCACAUCCCGAACGCGGUCGUGCAGCGCCCGGGAGCUCCGACAAUGCGCGCCAGUCGUUUCUGCCAUCACAGUUUAGCGGACGGCAGUGUCGAAGUUUCCUUUCCGGGGCCCUUCAUGCUGUUCUUCAACAGUGACCGGCUGUACGAUCCUUACCGGCGGGAGCUGGGCUUCCGGAUGACCUACCAGCUCUAA
Molecule: messenger RNA, 1020 nt
Organism: Anopheles coustani
Lineage: Eukaryota; Metazoa; Arthropoda; Insecta; Diptera; Culicidae
Exons: 5
Coding region: 1-1020 (339 amino acids)
Source: RefSeq, a predicted model, not a curated record